This is a messenger RNA of Alosa alosa (allis shad), 1676 nucleotides long. Its product is annotated as putative ferric-chelate reductase 1. Bases 56 to 1453 code for a protein of 465 amino acids. NCBI's taxonomy places the organism in Eukaryota, Metazoa, Chordata, Actinopteri, Clupeiformes, Clupeidae. The record is from RefSeq and is a predicted model, not a curated record. The transcript has 11 exons. Gene Ontology annotation, biological process: regulation of glutamate receptor signaling pathway.
GUUCAAAUAGCCUCUCUCAGACGCAUCCUCACACCUUUCAAAGUACCGGAGACGGAUGAAACAAGGCUCUGCAGGAAUGGGCGGCAAACUAAUCUUUCUGGUGACUUUCCUGAUUGGUUAUCUGACAACUGGAAUCAGAGGAGAUGGGCCUUUCCAAAUAACAGCCACCAACGUGAGCAUCACUCGUGACGGUUGCGGUUCCACCAAACUGUGUUUGGGAGAAGUUGGCUGUGACCCUGCCGGCAAUGUUCUGUGCUCCUUUAUCUCUUCUGAGGUCGUAAAUCCUAGUACUUCAGACGUGAAAUUUGAGCUCUUUGGGAACUCCACUGGAUACAUUGCUCUGGUGCUCACCACUAAUGUAGACCAGGGGGGCGGUUUGGUGUUUGUUUGUUCCAGGGAUCCAUUCAAUACAACCAGGAACUUCUUAUUCCGCACAGCUACACAGAUUGGCAAAAAUGGUAACAUCACCCUAACCAACUCGCCAAUAGUGGAGGACAUCACAUACAACUUCAACAGAAGCAUCAACGGAAGUUUCCACCAGUGUACAUUCACUGCCCGGGGACUGAGCCAGGCCAUCAAUAAUCGCACCUCUGAAAUCAAUGUCCAAGUUUCCCUUAUCAGGGGUGAUGUCAGCGCUGGUCCGUCAUUUGUUGCCCCUAGUGCUACAGACCUGCUCUUCAUAACCAAUGGUUUGGUGGACUUGACGAAUUUCAAUACAGGAAAUUCUCCUGCUUUUGACCCAGCUGCUAAUUUGGAAACUCCUACAGCCACUAUGGUGAGCAUCACUCGUGACGGUUGCGGUUCCACCAAACUGUGUUUGGGAGAAGUUGGCUGUGACCCUGCCGGCAAUGUUCUGUGCUCCUUUAUCUCUUCUGAGGUCGUAAAUCCUAGUACUUCAGACGUGAAAUUUGAGCUCUUUGGGAACUCCACUGGAUACAUUGCUCUGGUGCUCACCACUAAUGUAGACCAGGGGGGCGGUUUGGUGUUUGUUUGUUCCAGGGAUCCAUUCAAUACAACCAGGAACUUCUUAUUCCGCACAGCUACACAGAUUGGCAAAAAUGGUAACAUCACCCUAACCAACUCGCCAAUAGUGGAGGACAUCACAUACAACUUCAACAGAAGCAUCAACGGAAGUUUCCACCAGUGUACAUUCACUGCCCGGGGACUGAGCCAGGCCAUCAAUAAUCGCGCCUCUGAAAUCAAUGUCCAAGUUUCCCUUAUCAGGGGUGAUGUCAGCGCUAAUGGGUUUGAUGCCCCCGGUGAUACACUCUUCAGAACCCCUGACAUCGUGGACCUGGCUAAUCCUCGCAACGCAACCAUAAAUGCUACUACUACUACUGCUACUCUUACUACUACCAUCCCUGCUACUACAGCAGGCUGUUCUUCCCUCAUGCAUCCACUGACUCAAGCAAUGGCCAUCCUUGUGAGUGUCCUAGCUCUUCGCUUGUUUUGAAGGGGAACCUGAUGAAGGAUUCAAGAAACAUCAGUUUCACUGACAUUGCCACUCUACUCGGAUCAGAUUUCCCAUUUGUCCGGGGGAAGCCAUAGUAGCAUUAGCAUGCCAUAGCACAUUCGGGUCUAGUACUCACUGUGGUCAUUUCCAGAGCCCACUCCUCAUCUCCUCUAAGAUCUUCACUAUCCAGUCAAUAAAGGCUAAAAAGCCCAGUUAAAAACUU